Messenger RNA from Anneissia japonica, 3411 nucleotides. Its product is annotated as monocarboxylate transporter 13-like. Gene Ontology annotation, biological process: transmembrane transport. Gene Ontology annotation, molecular function: transmembrane transporter activity. The record is from RefSeq and is a predicted model, not a curated record. The transcript has 6 exons. Bases 279 to 1595 code for a protein of 438 amino acids. Lineage: Eukaryota; Metazoa; Echinodermata; Crinoidea; Comatulida; Comatulidae.
UAUUGGUGAGAAAUGACCGAAAGCGUUCAUUUGAGAUUUGUGUGAGUCGCCGUUGCCGUUGCUGUCCUCUCUCUUGUAUUCAUACACUGUCUUGUUUUGUAUCUUUAGCAAAUCAUGCUACUGAUAAAGUCAGCAAAAGUGUUCAACCUGUUUAGUAGAAGAAGCAUUCGCUUAUAACUGUUUCGCAUCAUUCACCUGCGGGUUGAUCGUCGGAACAAGGUGCUUAAUAUUACAGUACUAAAUCAUCUCAGUGUAAACAAACUUCGGCUGCCUCAACAAUGGGUAUACAAAAUACACGCGGAUGGUCUAUUGCUGUUUGUGUUUUCGUUCUCAAUGUCGGCAUUGUUGGUGUUAUUCACACGGUUAGCAUGAUUCUGAUGACGUUACAAAAAGAGUUCGAUGCGACGUCUACGGCAAUAGGAUGGGUUGGAUCUAUUUCAACGGCAACAGUGUGUUCAAUGUCGCCACUUUCUUGCUUUCUCUACGAGUUGACUAGUCAUCGUAAAGUUGCUCUGGUUGGAGUCGUACUAAGUGCAGCUGGAAUUAUGCUCACGUCGUUUGCAACAAAUAUAAUGACAUUGUUCUUUACGUUCGGCAUCAUCUUUGGCAUCGGCGGAAACUUCGUCUACAACCCGUUGAUGAAUCUGUUGAGUUGCUACUUCCCUCAUAAACACUGUUCUAGGGCGACCUCGCUGGCUGUGUCAGGAACAGCAAUAGGUAUGCUGUCACUGGGGCCUAUAUUCAGCAUCUGUUUCACAGAUUACGGUUGGCGAAUGACACUUCGCAUUUUCAGUAUUGUUAUCUUGUUGGUUGGUGUUCUUUGUUGUGUACCAUUCGAUCCACCGCCACCAGUAGCAGAGGCCAUCAAUAGUCAAUCCUUAGAUGAUAAAGAAAAUGAAGAAUCCCUUGAAAAGCGUAGAAAUAAAUUCAUGAAAUACCUCUGGAUCCUAAAAUUGCCGGAGCAUUGGCUCUUCAACUUUGCAAUAAUCUUUUCCACAUGUGCUGCUAUGUUUAACCUUAUAUAUCUGGUUAGUCUUGCCGAAAGUUUAAAGAUCGAACCAAAGCUUGCCUCACAUAUGGUAGCAAUAUCGGCUGGAGGUCAGCUGAUUGGUCGAUUCCUGUGCAUCGUUGUCGGGGACAAGCUUCCGUUUCCCCGCGUCGUUGCCAUGUGUCUGACGUGUCUCCUGGGAACUGGGAUAACCGUCAUGUUAUUGUUCAUAGACUCAAACGCUAUGUUUAUAGUCUAUGUUAUCAUUUCUGGUAUUCCAAUGGGAAUUCAUUGGUCUCUGAUUUACUCGGUGGCCGUAGAGAUAUUUGGCAUCGUCAGAAACUCGGAAGCUGUCGGCUACCUGACUGUCUCCAUUGGGUUAGCAGCCUUAUUUGCUCCUUAUGCCUUUGGAAAAGCGUUUGAUGCCACUGGAAUCUUCGACAUCUCUAUCUUAAUCUGUGCUGCAUUCUGGUUUAUGGCUGCCCUCUGUUAUUUCGUCAUGUAUACAUAUAUGCGCUGCUGCAGUUCCACCGAUUCCAACAAAUACGUCUCCGUUCCGAGCGGUAUAGUUCCCGUGGAAAACACAGAAAAUGCCACUGCAGUGUGAUAUUUUGAUUCACAAAUCUUCUUACAAAGUCACCUCUGAUGCAUGCUGUUUUGGUGGUGAUCUUGCUAACAUCUUUAAAUGCCAAAAAUCCUGCUUUGAUCGAACAAAAUAUAAGUACAAUGGGGUUGGAAAGAUCAGAUGCAGAUUCAAAAUCUGAUAAUAUCAAAAAAUUUAUUUAGCACCAAUUCAUCAAAUGAAUUCAUUAAAUGCAUCUAGGCGCCAGUGUACAAUAGGCUAAUCGAAAAUAAAAUAUUUUCAUAAAUAUAUGAAUUUGAAUGAAAAAACUAUGAGAACUGUCGAACAAAAAAUGUGGGCAUUAUAAUUGAACAGAAAAAAGAACGUUGACCAAAAGGAUUGCACGUGAAGGAACUUUAGCGGAUUAGAUACUGUAAAACUACGAUGGUUAUUUUAACAACCAUUUUUUAACAGGAGAAAGAGUGGCAUUUAGUAAAGAUGUAAUGUGUUCUCACAAGAGGGUUUGAGAUCAUAUCCGUACUGCUGAACUUUCUGUAAGCGAUUACUAAUAAAUUCAGAUACACCGAUAAGUACAGAAUUACGCAUAAUGUAACUUGGAAAAUGAUACAGUAAUUGAUUUUUACAAAUAUUAGUACAAGUUACCCUUUCAGAGUCAGGGUUAAUUGUUUUUCAUACCUUUCACCAACAUGCAUAUUAAAGUAGUUGCUACGGCAGGUCUUUUAUUUCCUAUUCAUAAGUCUUUGAGUGAAAGCAGUGAAAUUUGUUCCAACUCGAUGUUUCAACAUAACGCCUUCAUUACAUGAAAGAAGUUAUCUGUUUUCAGCAAACAAAUCAUUAACAGGAUCCCCACAAUUAUUAGACCAGUUUUGAGAAAAAGGAGUUUUCCUGAGCUGUAACUUAGAAUUGUUGAACCAAAGGUCAUACUUUUCUCUUUUUUAACGCAUGUUCUUCACAAACGUAUUUCUUGCGACUUUUAGAAUUUUUACCAAGUCUCUACAGAAGAAAUUAUUAUUUGCUUCAUGGUACAAUUUUUAUUUUCAAUCGAACCUUCUAAAUUGAUUUAUAAUUUCACUAAUCUGGAAAGUAGUUGCUUCCAUUAUGAGUUUUAAGCUGUAAUUAAGCUCCUAAUUUAAGUCGCUUUAAGGUGUCGUAUUUGACUUUGGAUAUAUUAUCUAUUCGCAGUCACAAUUCUAGUAAUCUUGUGAGAUUUAAUUCUAAGCUACUCUGUCUAUACUUAUAUUAUACAAUAAUAUUACCUCAUUUAUGAACUUUUAUAAAGGAUAUGACAAUAACAGUAUCUGUGAUGUGAUUCUUCCUAACGCUUAUGUUUCAAUUUAUUUUAUUUUUUUAUUUUUUUUAUUGAAACCAAUAAUUUAUCGAGAUCUUCCUUGUUUUAUCGCAUUUACUAAUUAAAAUAUGUGUUGUCAUUUGUAUCACGAAAACUUUAAGUCUUUCUGGAAAUAUUUUUUAGUUAUAUGCUGGUAAUAUAUUGAAAUAAUAUAUAAAAUGAGCAUUUCAUUAUAGUUUAUUAGAUUUACCUGGCAGUAUAUCUUUAAAUAUUAUAUAUUAUAUAUAUAAUAAAUUGUAAAUUAUUGUAAAUUUCUUAUAAUUCUGUUAAUAAUUGCUGCCAUCAAAAAUCAAAUAGUCUUGACCUUUGAAUCUUUUGAUAACUAGUAUUAAAUGCAGGAAUCCAUUUGGUCGGGUACGUUACAAUAAUAUGCAAUUGAUAAUUGUAUCGGUUCGUGAGUGUGUGAUAAAAUAUUAUCAUAAAUAAAUAUUAAUUUUCUUAUUGGUAUCGACAAAUAAAAUAAAUGUGUCAUUUUCGACCAUUUCAAUUCUA